GGGCGGUUUAUCAGACUGAACUGACGCGCGAAAGAACAUAUGUGGCCAUGUUAUAUUGUGGCUAAAAAUGAACCACACAAGAAAUAGCCAUUCGAUGGUGAUGUAUUUGACACGGCUAUCAUAGUUGUGUUUGGAACAUCACGUUUGCAGUGUUUCGGCGACUGUUUCAGACUAUUUACGUUCUGGUAACGUGUGUAAUUGUUUGGUGCAUCCAAUUUUCGAGUGUAUAUUUCUUUUGCCCUUGCGAGGAAGUAUAAGGCUCUUGAACCAAAUGUUGCGUCAUAUCUCUACAUACAGCGUUGAAUAUUAUACGGCAUCAAGAAAUCUUGAAAGCAGAGAAUAAAUCCGCUUGAAGUUGUACACUCUUUGACAUGGCGACAGCAUAUCUUGGAGUGUGGGACUAUGUGGUGUUUUCACUGACGUUACUACUCUCUGCUGCUAUAGGUGUUUACUACGCCAUCAAAUCAAGGAAUGAAAGUACAAUUCAAGAAUUUCUGAAGGCUUCUGGAAAUAUGGGCGUUGUACCUGUGGCUAUGUCGCUGCUUCUCUCCUUCAUGUCCGCCAUCUUCAUCCUUGGUUUCCCUGCAGAGAUGUACACAGCAGGAACCCAGUUUUACCUGCAGGUGCUCGGCAACAUGCUUGGCUGUGCUUUAGCAGCGCUCCUGUUUGUCCCCAUGCUUUACCCUCAGAAAUUAACAAGCACAUUUUCGUAUCUGGAGAAGCGGUUCGACUCCCGUGCCGCCAAACUGACAGGGACAUGUAUCAUGAUAGUUCAGCAGGUGUUGUACAUGGGAGUUGCAUCGUUUGCUCCAUCAACGGCUUUAGAAGCGGUGACUGGGUUUCCGACAUGGGCCACCAUCAUCACUGUCGGGCUGGUGUCAACGUUCUACACCUCACUGGGUGGAAUGAAAGCAGUUGUGUGGACAGACAUGUUUCAGUCAGUGGUGAUGUUUGCCGGACUUCUAGCAAUAGUCAUUCAGGGAUCCAUCGUGGUUGGCGGCAUGGGAGAAGUUUGGAGAAUAAACGAAGAAUGGGGAAGAAUUAAUUUCUUUAACUUUGAUCCAGAUCCGACUGUCCGCCAUUCCUUCUGGUCACUGGUCAUUGGUGGGAUGAUAUCUUGGACGGCGACUUUCGGGGUCAACCAGGCCAGUGUCCAGCGCUACUGUGCACUGCCAACACUGCAGAAGGCCAAACUGUCGGUGAUGCUGAAUGUCCUUGGUGUCCUCAUUCUAUUGACCAUCGUGUGUCUAGCCGGAAUCAUUACCUUCGCCUAUUACACACAGAAAGGAUGUGAUCCACUGUCUGCAAAAUACAUCAGUAACUCAAACCAACUGAUACCCUACUUCGUGAUGGAGGUGCUCGGAUAUCCCGGUCUCCCAGGAUUGUUCAUCUCAUGUCUCUUUAGUGGAGCACUCAGCACGAUGUCCUCCUGUCUGAACGCCCUGGCUGCUGUGUGCUGGGAGGACUUCCUGAAGCCAGUCCUCGGGGAAAGACUCAACGAAAGACAGAAAACACUCGUCACAAAAUUUUUGGUGCUGUUCUUCGGUGGCACUGGUAUCGGGAUGUCUUUUAUGGCAAUGACGUUGGGAGGAACAGUUUUACAGGCAUCGUUGAGCUUCACUGGGGCUGCCUCGGGGCCUCUGCUGGGGAUGUUUGCUCUCGGCGCCUUCUUCCCGUGGGCCAACUGGAUUGGAGCAGUGGUCGGCGGUAUUCUGGGGUUGGCGUUUCCCUUGUGGAUCAGCAUAGGAGCCUAUACGGUUGUGGGAGCCCCAACUAGCCUUGAGUUCCCCACAUACAACUGCAGCGUCCCCAACAUCACCGACUCCAUGACAACAACAAUGUCCUCCAUCAUGACCACAGCUGGAGGAACUGUCGAGUAUACUGGUAUCUCGGCCCUGUACACCGUGUCAUAUUUGUGGUACCCGGCUAUUGGAGCAUCGACAGUGAUAGUGGUUGGUCUCAUUGUGAGCGCUAUCACAGGUAUGAAUCGACUGGGUGAUGUGGACACAAAGUAUCUGGUACCUUUCUUCGACCGACUCUUCUGUUGCCUUCCCGGCCCAAUCAGCAGGUGUCUCCGCUGUAACCAGGAGUUCAGGGACCCGGAGGAAAUAGCAUCUGAAAAGGAUGGGGAGAUUGUGAUACCAGCGUCUGGUGAUCUUGUCAGCAGCUCCAGCAGGGAGAAGUUACCCCUGGACGGGUCGGGACCUAUGCCUGUGUAUGGACUAUCAUAUAAAGAGAACAACGAAACCAAUACCGGAGUUAACAACCCAGCUGCCGAUGUCUUCAACGACCAGAAACAGCAAAACGGGACACAGUUCUAAAUCAGCAUAUUCAAAUAUCUCAAUAUUAUCAAAUCAUUGAACGUUUAUUUAUGUAAAGUUUAGUUUAUUUACAGCUAUUUUUAUAGAACAAUGGUUUAAUUCAUUCAUAUCUCAAAGUUGAUGUUGACAUUGAAACGUCCAACAAAAUGGAUAAUAUGUUUCGUUAAAUAUAUACACACAUUUCUAGAAGAAUUAUUUUUUUUAUGUCAUUUGAGAUACAGAACAGUCUAACAAUUCGCCAGGUGUGUGUUGGUCACAAUUAAACGAUCUACGCAUUAUUCCUCUCGUUUUGCAUAAUAUAUUCAAUGGGCUCAUCCUUUGUUAAAUAGUGUGACCACAGGAUAUUAAACUGUUUCACUUUGUUUCUCCAGGAAUUGAAAAAAAGUUUGAAACUGUAACCCGUGCCAUGUAUCCCGUUGGUGGAGCCUCAUACGAUUAUCCUGAAAAUUCUGUACUAUUAGAGCUUUUCCCGCAUCUUUUAUUGUGUAAUUCAGACAUCAGAUGAAGAGAAAUAAUGAUAUAAUAAUAAACAAAUACAUCCAUUGGUGAAUAUAAUUUUGUAUGUUUUGAAAUAUUCUUUUGAGUAUUUGAUUAAGUAAAACUGAUGCGAAACAGGUGAAUGUGUUGUCCACUUAAGAUCGAUACACCGUAAACUGUCUAAUUGUUUAACUAUUCAAGACAUCAUUGAAAUUGUAAAAGCAGUCAUUCCGUUUUGUCGUUCAGAUAUUAGGCAGUGUUUUGUUCGCUCACAAUUCCGUAAAGCUGCUAAAUAAAAAUAAUUCGUCGCACAGUAUUUUUAUCGGUAUACGAUAAAAAGCGGAGGAAAUUCCUGUUUUUCAACGCAGAAUAAAUUAUCGGACAACACUUAGCAGUGUCAUUUUUUUCAAACCGUUUAAACAUUUGCAGUUAAAUUUACACCAUCAGCUAGGAAAUUUAAUAUUCUACAUCUCUGCGUAAGUGUAUAGCCGGAGGUAGAUCCAGUGCCGCGUGAUCGCAAUUCACGUUCAACCUUCACUUUUUCGAUCUUAGGAAAAUGUGCGUCAGAACAAAACUCGGCAUCCAGCGGGUUAAAUAUAACAGCUGCUUGCAAAAAUGUUAAGUGUACUUGUCCCUUGUCAGUAACGUUUUAGUAUUUUAUAACUAUUUUUUACGGUUUUCAUUCAUUCUAGAGGGGCGGUCGGGUAGCCAAGUGGUUAAAGCGUUCGCUGCUUACACCAAAGACCCGGGUUCGAUUCCCGACAUUGGUACAAUGUGUGAAGCCAAUUUCUCACUCACUGCAGGUUUCUCUCUUGUUGAAAUAUUCGUGUUAGAAAACUGAAAACAAGAGAGCGGGCUGGGGAAAGACAAUAAUAUAAAAAAAAUGUACGAAAACUGUUUUUCACUGAUUGUGUAACUUUUUAAUGUCUUUUGUAAAGCUGUAACGUUUAAAACACUCGCUACAUGUUAUUAAACGCUAAACCACACAUGCUUUGAAGUUGGUUGAUAAUGGUUACAGCGUUCAAGGCCUCGGUAAAGCUGUGAACAAGUUUUAUGGUAGACACGUGGAGACAAUUGCCAAAUUUCAGUGACAAACAUGACGUCGGAUGCAAUUCCUUAUAUCGACCUGUACCAUAUAUUCCGGUGUCUGUUUUUGUUGUUGUUGUUGUUGUUCAACUCAUGUACCACGGAGGGUUAUAUCGUGUAAUGAAAGAAGGAUAGAAAAAAAGAAGUCCAUGCGAAAACAUUUGCGUUUCGCUUAACCCCAAACCACGGGUGCGCCUGUUCCGGACGAAGACGGGUUUCGCCGGCUCGACGUAUAUUAUCUAAAGUCUGAACUGGUUUCAGAAAAAAACAAAUCUGCAACUCUGAGAGUGCUGGUGCCAGUCUACAGGAUUUCUACUCCUACCACACCAAAUCAGAAUCAGUUGUUCGGCCAGCAGCUUUCGUAGAGGACGAUUUAAUGUAGAUUGAGAAAUGUGGCAGCUGUGAUUGGAUGAACUUGUGUGAGAUUUGUUGAUGUUUUCAAAUGUACAUCUAUUGAGUCAAUUAAAAGUGACCACGAUUUUUCAA
This is a messenger RNA of Haliotis rufescens (red abalone), 4370 nucleotides long. RefSeq names its product sodium-coupled monocarboxylate transporter 1-like. Gene Ontology annotation, molecular function: symporter activity. Lineage: Eukaryota; Metazoa; Mollusca; Gastropoda; Lepetellida; Haliotidae. The record is from RefSeq and is a predicted model, not a curated record. The coding region runs from base 372 to 2321 and encodes 649 amino acids. Gene Ontology annotation, biological process: sodium ion transport; transmembrane transport. The transcript has 16 exons. Gene Ontology annotation, cellular component: membrane.